GGGCGUUCCGGGAUUUGAAUGAGUCAGACGUGACUCUCAUUUUACCCCUGUUUCCCGGUGAUGUCACGAUACUGGCCCGCGUUAGUGAAACUAUCGGAAUGCUACAACAUUGAUUUUAGAGGUUUACAGUUCUACUUGAGAAGUUAUUCAUAAGUCGUUUUAUCAUAACGUACAUUUUGGGUAAAUACGGCGUGUGCACUAAAAGCAGCUCUUUACCUAUUUGAAACGCUGCGGAAAUAACUUAUUGAUCUCACUUUGGAGAGUCUUCUUACAGAGCGAGGCUGCGUGGGUUAUUUUUUUCCUUGUUUGUUCUCAUGCGUGAUCGUGAAAUGGUAUCAGGUGGAUUGUAUCGCGUUGGAUAGACAUUCUGGUCUGAUGCCCAGCUGCCGCCAUGUUCACUAAGAAGAAGAAGCCCCGCGUCCAGAUCUCGGCGCCCUCCAACUUCGAGCACCGCGUGCACACAGACUUUGACGAGCAGGAACAGAAGUUUGUGGGGCUGCCGCGGCAAUGGCAGUCUCUGAUCGAGGACACAGCCAAGAGGCCCAAGCCCUUCAUCGACGUCACCGUCAUCACCACGGUGGAGCCCCGCAAGACCAUAGUGCGGGGUAGUAAGAUCGCUGUGGACGGCUCGCUGACAUGGCUGCUGGAUGAGUUUGAUACCAUGUCGGUGACCCGCUCCAACUCCCUGAGGCGAGGUAGCCCCCCUAUCCAGCCCCGCAGAGACUCCGGAUCUUCGGGGGGAGGAGGCCAUGAGAACGGGGACCUGGCCCACCGGCCACACCACCACCCAGAUCACUAUGGAGACAUCAGAGACAGGGAGCAGCCCAGGCCGGACCAGUUAGCUAGUGGAGACCCCCGGCAGCCCCAGCGGGUACCCCGCUCUCAGCGAGAGGACGGCAGGCCACAGCAGCAGCCCCGGGGCCAGGAACCAAGCAGCAGGCACCGAGAGAGGGAGCGUCCUGGCCCACCCCCUCCCCCGCCAAAGCCCAGAGACACGGACCCACGGGACCACCACGACCAAGUAGUCCGCAGGGACGGGCCCAGCGACCAGAGGCCUAAGUCCAGCUACACGGGCAGGGACGGCAGCCCCCAGUCGCCCCGUGAUAAGAGGCCUCUCUCGGGGCCCAACAUCCGUAUGCCUAACCUGCCUGUCACAGAGGGGGUGAUAAAGACAGCACAACAGACCAGCAGGCCGUUCAACACCUACCCCCGCGCUGACAGUGAAGGAGGAAGGAGCCCCACCAGCCAGGAGCUGAAGCCAGCCAGACCACACGAAGCACCGCCACACAACGGUCCUUCUAGUGCCUCCAGCCGAGACGGGGGAAAAGCACCGCAGAAGGGCCAGCUACGAGGAGACCCCCACCACUCCUCCCACCCUGUCCUGGGUCCUGAGCCCCCCCACAGCCACCAGCAGCAGAAGGCUCCCGUUCCCCGCAUCCCGGCCCCUGCCCUACCACCACAGCAGGCCCUCUCGCCCCAGAGGGAGCCCCAGCGGGUGUCCCAUGAGCAGUUCCGCGCCGCGCUGCAGAUGGUGGUGGAUCCGGGUGACCCGCGCACCUACCUGGACCACUACAUCAAGAUCGGAGAGGGCUCCACCGGCAUUGUGUGCAUUGCCACCAUCAAGAGCACUGGCAAAUUGGUGGCUGUCAAGAAGAUGGACCUGCGCAAGCAGCAGCGCCGGGAGCUGCUAUUCAAUGAGGUGGUGAUCAUGCGGGACUAUCACCAUGACAACGUGGUGGAGAUGUACAACAGCUACCUGGUGGGAGAUGAACUCUGGGUCGUCAUGGAGUUCCUGGAGGGAGGGGCUCUGACUGACAUUGUCACACACACCAGGAUGAAUGAGGAGCAGAUAGCCACAGUGUGCCUGUCUGUGCUGAAGGCUCUGUCAGUGCUGCACACCCAGGGCGUCAUCCACAGGGACAUCAAGAGUGACUCCAUCUUGCUCACCCACGACGGCAGAGUGAAGCUGUCAGACUUUGGCUUCUGCGCCCAGGUGUCGAAAGAGGUGCAGCGGCGCAAGUCCCUGGUGGGCACACCCUACUGGAUGGCCCCAGAGCUCAUCUCACGACUGCCCUAUGGGCCUGAGGUGGACAUCUGGUCCUUGGGGGUGAUGGUGAUCGAGAUGGUGGACGGAGAGCCCCCCUAUUUCAAUGAGCCCCCCCUCAAAGCUAUGAAGAUGAUCCGUGACAACCUACCACCCAAACUCAAGAACUUACACAAGGUUUCUCCUCUUCUCAAGGGCUUCCUGGACAAAUUGUUGGUGCGAGACCCCACCCAGAGGGCCUCAGCCAAUGAGCUACUCAAGCACCCCUUCCUGAGCAAGGCUGGCCCGCCCUCCUGCAUUGUGCCUCUCAUGAGGCAGAACCGCAUGAGAUGAGAGCGAGCGGAGACCUCUCCCCCACUAAGGAGUAGUGUCACAUGGACCCUCAACUCCCCAAGCUCACACCUCGGACUCACACUGUUCUGGAGCGAGGAGGUUGGGGGGGGCAGAGAAACACUGCCCAGCUCAUAUUAGCAUUUUUACUGGUCAAGCUUCUUUUCUUUUUUUUUUAAAGAACCUUUUGAAAUGAAAAGGAUCUCUGUCCCCUUUCCUAUGGGAGAAAAGAUUUUGACACUACAAGGAUGUAUAGCUUGAGCGGUUUGGUGUAGAAUGAGGCUUGGAAAGUGCUGCCUGCUGGGGUGACUCACAAAAAAACACUGUUAGCAUCCUAGCUGAAUGGUCUGAACCAUGCUUCCACACUACAGGCCUUCCUCACGACAUGGCCCAGACUCAACUCUAUUCCAAUAGACAGGACAUCAGAAAAGACUACUGAAGGAGGACUAUGCUUUUCUCUUACCACAUGAUGCAUUGAAGUAUUUUUUUAAUGAAAGUAAACACUUGGUUCCUGUUACAAACACUAAGCAAAGGUAGACACUGGAGUUGUGUUUUAGAUUAUUUUCUUUAUUUUUCUGGUAAGUAUGAUGAACAUAGAUAUAUCCGCUUUGUUUUCUCUAUUCUGUGAUUAUUUUUGGGGGGGUUACAGUGAGAUUUGAAGCACUGUUCUGAGAUAGAAGCUGCACGCCUGGUUGAUUCCAAUAUAUCAUAUAGGUUUUUUUAAAUUAUUUUUUAUUACAAGAUAAUUAGUUUAUUUUAAUAUACCUGUGUUUAAUAGAAUAUAAAGUGAACAUCAAGGCAGAGUUUCAGCUGUUUCUUUCUAAAGGCUAAUUUGUACUUUAGGAAUUUAGCCAUGUAGUUUGUGCUCCCUGUAACCCCUCGAUCUGCUGCUGUAGACUUCAGCUGUUAGUUUAUAGUAGUGACCACUAGGUCAACGGAAGGACCACCCUUAUGAAAGCCCCCCCACACACAUACACACCUGUAUAUACAGAAAGUACAUUCUUUUUGUCAUUUUUCCUAAUGAUUCAUUUCUUAAACGCCCAACCUGGCCAGUCUGGACAAUGGUUCUGGACUAUGUGAAUGUAGUGCUGAGCCACAAACUGGCUCUGUGUUUAAAGAUGGAAUCUGCAGUAGGGGGAAACAGUCACACCGGCUGCCCCACCACCAUUAUUUUUUUGUUGCGGAGCUGAGGAGCGCUGAGGAGCGUUGCGCAGCAUUGGGGGGGGGGGGGAUUAAUAUCGCAAAUGGACGUGACUGUUUCACCAUUUUGGAUAAGGAUCUCAGCUUUAAGGGCUUAUUAGAACAGGAAACGGACACACAAGGUGAAAAUUCGUGCUUGGCUAAAUGAAGUGUGCAACAGCUGCUAUAACUGAAUUAUUGUCCAUAAUGUAGCAAUGACAGGAACUGUAUGGCAGAAAACAGACCCACAGAUGCAAACUGAAAUAGUAAACACUCACCACAAUCACCCACACACACUUCAUGCAAGGCCCUACGAAAGUCUGUGGGUGGAAUCACGAAUUCAAGAAUAUUACAACAUUUAUUGUACUUUGGUAGGAAAUCAACUAAAUGUAUUUGAAAAUGUAUUAUUUAGCCAAGAUUAUCAUAAGACAUAAACAAAUUGCAUCCGUGAUUUGUAUUUUCCUUCCACUUUCAGAAACAAAAGGCAUGGUAAUGCCCCUAUCUGAGUGCACGUUUGUCUACCACUUCGUGUAGCCGUUAGCAAUGAUGCUAAUAAUCACCGUCUUCUGGUAGAUGGGAAGGCUUUCUAAAAAAUGUUUUUUAAAUUGUUCAGCAUACUGCAAUCACACGUUACAGAAACACAGAUAACCAAACAAGUCUCUUGGCUGGUGCAAACUACAGCCAAAAAUAUAAAUGUCUUUGAUUUUUCACAGACCUCGAAAGUGAUCUCCUGAUAUGGUUUAAGCAUUGUGGUGGACUUAGAACAUCAAAUGCUUUUUCUAUUUAAAACGUGUGAUCUUUUUGUUGUUGAGAGCGAACACAUGAAAAAACGGAGGGAAACCUGGAAAAACAGAACUUGGGCAAAAAAAUCUAACAGGUUUUAUAGGGCUCUAUUCAUCGUUAGUCCUCAUUUUUCUCUGAGCUUUCCCCUCCAAUUCUAGAGUAGUAAGACGAAGUCGCAUAUGUACAUUCACCAUAGAGAGCAUCCAAAGACCACGAGGCCUUAGUGCACAGCAAAGAGUAGCCAAUAUGUCUGUUGUGAGUUUCAGUGAGGAUAUCGGAACAGACUCCAUAAGUAGACACUAACACUACAUUGUGAAGUACUGUUGUUAAUUAGAUGCGUCUGAGGUUACUGUACAGUUUUAACAUUCUGUCAAUAUUCCAUAUUUCCAAAAGACAAGUGGAUGUCUGUUAAAAGUGACAUGAUGAUUGGUAAGCCUGAGUAAGAUAUGAUCCGUCUGUGUUCCAUGUGUAUAUUGUUCUUCCAGUUUAGUUUUGCAAAACUGAGUGAAAAGAUGGGCUGAAAGAAUGACAAUCAAAGUUAGUAAUUCACUGUCUGCUUUUUCAACAAUAUUCUGAACUGAUCACUUUUCAUUGCUCACAAAGUUUUGUAACUGUAAUUGUGCAGAUUUUCUAAACAAAUCCUGUUUUGAUACCCAUUAAAUCCAUCUUUGCAUACUGUA
Molecule: messenger RNA, 5016 nt
Organism: Oncorhynchus mykiss (rainbow trout)
Lineage: Eukaryota; Metazoa; Chordata; Actinopteri; Salmoniformes; Salmonidae
Product: serine/threonine-protein kinase PAK 4
Biological process (GO): protein phosphorylation
Molecular function (GO): ATP binding; protein serine/threonine kinase activity
Source: RefSeq, a predicted model, not a curated record